Acanthisitta chloris (rifleman) is the source of this 2799-nucleotide messenger RNA. RefSeq names its product kinesin family member 18A (gene KIF18A). Gene Ontology annotation, molecular function: microtubule motor activity; ATP binding; microtubule binding. The transcript is spliced from 16 exons. Gene Ontology annotation, biological process: microtubule-based movement. NCBI's taxonomy places the organism in Eukaryota, Metazoa, Chordata, Aves, Passeriformes, Acanthisittidae. The record is from RefSeq and is a predicted model, not a curated record. The coding region runs from base 1 to 2799 and encodes 932 amino acids.
AUGGCUCCUACGAAGGAAGAAGACAUCUGUAGCCAUGUGAAAGUGGUGGUCCGUGUCCGUCCAGAGACCCAGAAGGAAAGACAGGGCAACUUCAGCAAGGUUGUUCAGGUUGUUGACCAGCACGUGUUGGUCUUUGACCCAAAGGAGGAAGAAGUUAGCUUCUUACAUGGGAAGAGGCUGACCAACAGGGAUAUCAACAAAAGACAAAGGAAAGAUCUUAAGUUUAUGUUUGAUGCUGUUUUUGAUGAAAGUUCAUCCCAACUGGAAGUUUUUGAGCAUACUACCAAAACCCUAAUUGAUGGCUUCUUAAAUGGAUAUAACUGCACAGUGCUUGCAUAUGGUGCAACAGGAGCAGGAAAGACUCAUACAAUGUUAGGUUCUCCUGAAGAUCCCGGAGUGAUGUAUUUAACCAUGAUGACACUUUAUAACCGCAUUGACGAAAUAAAAGAGGAAAAAAUAUGCAAUGUUGCUGUGUCUUAUUUAGAGGUUUACAAUGAACAGAUCCAUGAUCUGCUGGUCAACUCAGGGCCCCUGGCUGUUCGUGAGGAUGGGCAGCAAGGAGUGGUAGUUCAAGGUCUGACAUUACAUCAGCCUAAAUCAGCAGAGGACAUCCUUCAGAUGUUGGAUUAUGGAAAUAAAAAUAGGACUCAGCAUCCCACAGAUGUGAAUGCCUCCUCUUCCCGGUCCCAUGCUGUCUUUCAGAUUUACCUCCAGCAGCAAGCUAAAUCAGCAAGUCUUAAGCAAAGUGUUCACGUGGCCAAAAUGAGUCUCAUUGACCUGGCAGGGUCUGAACGUGCCAGUGCAACUAAUGCCAAGGGGGCUCGUUUUGUAGAAGGAACAAACAUUAACCGCUCCCUGCUUGCUCUUGGGAAUGUCAUUAAUGCACUGGCAGAUCCAAAGAGCAAGAAACACAUUCCUUACCGAAACAGCAAACUUACUCGCUUACUGAAAGAUUCUCUUGGGGGAAACUGCAGGACAAUAAUGAUAGCUGCUGUCAGUCCAUCCUCUUUGUUCUAUGAUGACACCUAUAAUACCCUUAAGUAUGCAAACCGAGCAAAGGAUAUCAAGUCUUCUUUGAAGAGCAACGUUGUUAGUUUGGACAGUCACAUAAGCCAAUAUGUCAAAAUUUGCAACGAACAAAGGAAAGAGAUCCUAAUGUUGAAGGAGAAACUGAGACAAUAUGAAGAAAAGCAAGCAAGCAUUCCUGAAAAUCACAAUGCUGCAGAACCUUCAAACCAUCAGCAAGUGGAAAUAGGAAGAUACAAAGAAAUCCUUAAAAGUGUCUUUGCAAACCGUGGGGAAAUCCAACAAGAAUACCUCAAGGUGGAAAAGAAACUGAAAGAAAACACACUCAAGAAAUAUUACCAGGAUCAAUCUCAUGAACAAAUUCAACUGAUGUGCUCUGAAGAAAAGGUAGAAAAGGCCAUUUGCAAGCGAGAUCAAAGGCUUGCAGUGCUGAAAAUGAACUGCAUGCACAUGCAGAAGAAGAAAGAAGAGGCAGUCAAACACUUUGAGGAAAACACCAGUUGGCUGCACCGUGUUGAAAAUGAAAUGCGUCUCCUGGGGCAAGAUGGGUGUAUUCCAGAGGAACUUCAUAAAGAUCUGCAGUAUUGCCAUUUAAACCUAGAAGUUCAGGACCUGAAAGCCCAGAUUGAGCACAUGUUAUCUCUGGUGUCCCUUCAUGAUCAGUAUUAUAAGCAAACAGAAAAAGCACUAAAUGCUUUGCUUCCAGUUCUUCGCAAGCAAUACCUGAUGUUGAAAGAAGCUGGAUUGACAAAUGAUGUAGCUGAGACUGAGUUUGGGGAGGUUGAGCAGCUGAUUCAAAGGCAAAAAUCAGUAGCUUGGGCUGAUGAGAGUGCAAAAAAGGAUCAAAAUCAAAAGCAUGAAGUAGAGAUGUCAGUGAUCUGUGCAUUCCCACAGCUUGUGAGCAGACCAAACACCCCAUGCUGUACAUCAUCUGCCACCCCAUGCCGAGACGCAAACAAACAAUUACAACAAGUGUUUGAAUAUACAGAAAAUAAACCACCACAGAAGAGAUCUAGGAGGAAGCUGAUGGACUCUCCAGUCACAGCUGCAAGUCCAGCUGAAUCCAGGCAAUUUGGUCUCCAGCACCUGGAGGAUUCUCUCACCGAGGAAGUCUGCCCCAUUUUGUACACACCGGAAUCCUGCAGAAAGGCAGGACCAAGCUGCUGUACAGAGACUGUGGUAAAGAAGCCUUUGCACCUGGCAGGCCUAGAGGAAGUCAACAUCUCUAGUAUGGAGACACCAGUCACAAAGGCUAUUCUGGACACUACAUGUGAUGUGAUCCCAGAGUGCCCUGAAGGCAUCAUGAACUCAACAGUAAUUAUCUACGAAGGUACAGAUGAAACAGCUGAAGUGUCUACUGACUCGUCUGUGAAGGAGCCACAGUUGCUCAGCAGCAGCAUUGUGCAAAGACUUGAUCUCUCUUCCUUAAGAACCAAAACUUCUACUUCAACAACUGAGACCCCCUCGUACAUGGCGAUGACUUCUGCUGCUCAGAGGAAAAGAAAGGUAUUAAGCUCCACGUCGAACACUCCGCUGAGCAGUCUGCAAGGUCUCAGUUCUGCCAAACGUGUCCGACAGAGUGUCCCCCUGAGCUGCUCAGCUUUGCAAACACCUGAGAUGGCAAGAAUGAAAAUAAAGAGCAGGAACCAAGAACAGACUAUGCCCAGAAACUUCCUUAGAAGCCUUUCUCAAGGAAAUGUCGCGUUGGGCGUUAAAUCAAGGACAUCAAGAAGUCUUUUACUUCGUGUUUCCAAGAAAAAAGGCAGGAUUUAG